Molecule: messenger RNA, 409 nt
Organism: Ichthyophthirius multifiliis
Lineage: Eukaryota; Ciliophora; Oligohymenophorea; Hymenostomatida
Exons: 4
Source: RefSeq, a predicted model, not a curated record
AUGGGAAGUGUUUUAUUUAGAAAUAGAUAUUGGUGGUAUAGAUCACUUUAUGAUGAAUAUAUAGCCAGAGAAGCAAAAUUAUCAUUAGGUAUUGCAUCAUUUAUAUGGUUACCUCAUUAUUAUUGGGGAGUACAUAUUAAUAGAAUGUGUGAAGUUAGUUUUGCACAUAGAAAUUAUACUCACGAAUGGGGUCCACGUAGAAUAAGAUUAACACAUUCAAUGAUGUUCGAAUAAUUUGAAUAAAUACUUGAAAAUUGGCAAGAUUUAGAAGAUGAAUAUAGUGCAAGAGGAAGUAAUAUGUUAAAAUAAUAAUGAUUAGAAGAUUAUUAAAUUUUUUAUUUUAGUUUAAAAUUAUUUUAUUAUUAAAAAACAAAAUUUAAAAACAAAAAAUAAAUAUUUUUAGUUAAUA